Closterium sp. Yama58-4 is the source of this 4140-nucleotide messenger RNA. The record is from the annotation of a GenBank genome assembly. Lineage: Eukaryota; Viridiplantae; Streptophyta; Zygnematophyceae; Desmidiales; Closteriaceae.
AUGUCGAACUGGCACACAGGGGAGGCGGUGGGAUGGAGGUGGGGGGAAGGGAAGAAGGCUAGGGAGGAGAAGAAGAAGGCUAGGGAGGAGAACAAGAAGGCUAGGGAGGAGAAGAAGAAGGCUAGGGAGGAGAACAAGAAGGCUAGGGAGGAGAAGAAGAAGGCUAGGGAGGAGAACAAGAAGGCUAGGGAGGAGAAGAAGAAGGCUAGGGAGGAGAAGAAGAAGGCUAGGGAGGAGAAGAAGAAGGCUAGGGAGGAGAACAAGAAGGCUAGGGAGGAGAACAAGAAGGCUAGGGAGGAGAACAAGAAGGCUAGGGAGGAGAAGAAGAAGGCUAGGGAGGAGAACAAGAAGGCUAGGGAGGAGAAGAAGAAGGCUAGGGAGGAGAAGAAGAAGGCUAGGGAGGAGAAGAAGAAGGCUAGGGAGGAGAACAAGAAGGCUAGGGAGGAGAACAAGAAGGCUAGGGAGGAGAAGAAGAAGGCUAGGGAGGAGAACAAGAAGGCUAGGGAGGAGAACAAGAAGGCUAGGGAGGAGAACAAGAAGGCUAGGGAGGAGAACAAGAAGGCUAGGGAGGAGAACAAGAAGGCUAGGGAGGAGAAGAAGAAGGCUAGGGAGGAGAAGAAGAAGGCUAGGGAGGAGAAGAAGAAGGCUAGGGAGGAGAACAAGAAGGCUAGGGAGGAGAACAAGAAGGCUAGGGAGGAGAACAAGAAGGCUAGGGAGGAGAACAAGAAGGCUAGGGAGGAGAAGAAGAAGGCUAGGGAGGAGAAGAAGAAGGCUAGGGAGGAGAAGAAGAAGGCUAGGGAGGAGAACAAGAAGGCUAGGGAGGAGAACAAGAAGGCUAGGGAGGAGAAGAAGAAGGCUAGGGAGGAGAACAAGAAGGCUAGGGAGGAGAACAAGAAGGCUAGGGAGGAGAACAAGAAGGCUAGGGAGGAGAAGAAGAAGGCUAGGGAGGAGAACAAGAAGGCUAGGGAGGAGAACAAGAAGGCUAGGGAGGAGAACAAGAAGGCUAGGGAGGAGAAGAAGAAGGCUAGGGAGGAGAAGAAGAAGGCUAGGGAGGAGAACAAGAAGGCUAGGGAGGAGAACAAGAAGGCUAGGGAGGAGAACAAGAAGGCUAGGGAGGAGAACAAGAAGGCUAGGGAGGAGAAGAAGAAGGCUAGGGAGGAGAAGAAGAAGGCUAGGGAGGAGAAGAAGAAGGCUAGGGAGGAGAACAAGAAGGCUAGGGAGGAGAACAAGAAGGCUAGGGAGGAGAAGAAGAAGGCUAGGGAGGAGAACAAGAAGGCUAGGGAGGAGAACAAGAAGGCUAGGGAGGAGAACAAGAAGGCUAGGGAGGAGAACAAGAAGGCUAGGGAGGAGAACAAGAAGGCUAGGGAGGAGAACAAGAAGGCUAGGGAGGAGAAGAAGAAGGCUAGGGAGGAGAAGAAGAAGGCUAGGGAGGAGAACAAGAAGGCUAGGGAGGAGAACAAGAAGGCUAGGGAGGAGAACAAGAAGGCUAGGGAGGAGAACAAGAAGGCUAGGGAGGAGAAGAAGAAGGCUAGGGAGGAGAAGAAGAAGGCUAGGGAGGAGAACAAGAAGGCUAGGGAGGAGAACAAGAAGGCUAGGGAGGAGAACAAGAAGGCUAGGGAGGAGAAGAAGAAGGCUAGGGAGGAGAACAAGAAGGCUAGGGAGGAGAACAAGAAGGCUAGGGAGGAGAACAAGAAGGCUAGGGAGGAGAACAAGAAGGCUAGGGAGGAGAACAAGAAGGCUAGGGAGGAGAACAAGAAGGCUAGGGAGGAGAACAAGAAGGCUAGGGAGGAGAACAAGAAGGCUAGGGAGGAGAACAAGAAGGCUAGGGAGGAGAACAAGAAGGCUAGGGAGGAGAAGAAGAAGGCUAGGGAGGAGAACAAGAAGGCUAGGGAGGAGAACAAGAAGGCUAGGGAGGAGAACAAGAAGGCUAGGGAGGAGAACAAGAAGGCUAGGGAGGAGAACAAGAAGGCUAGGGAGGAGAACAAGAAGGCUAGGGAGGAGAAGAAGAAGGCUAGGGAGGAGAAGAAGAAGGCUAGGGAGGAGAAGAAGAAGGCUAGGGAGGAGAAGAAGAAGGCUAGGGAGGAGAACAAGAAGGCUAGGGAGGAGAACAAGAAGGCUAGGGAGGAGAACAAGAAGGCUAGGGAGGAGAACAAGAAGGCUAGGGAGGAGAACAAGAAGGCUAGGGAGGAGAACAAGAAGGCUAGGGAGGAGAACAAGAAGGCUAGGGAGGAGAACAAGAAGGCUAGGGAGGAGAACAAGAAGGCUAGGGAGGAGAACAAGAAGGCUAGGGAGGAGAACAAGAAGGCUAGGGAGGAGAACAAGAAGGCUAGGGAGGAGAACAAGAAGGCUAGGGAGGAGAACAAGAAGGCUAGGGAGGAGAACAAGAAGGCUAGGGAGGAGAACAAGAAGGCUAGGGAGGAGAAGAAGAAGGCUAGGGAGGAGAACAAGAAGGCUAGGGAGGAGAAGAAGAAGGCUAGGGAGGAGAAGAAGAAGGCUAGGGAGGAGAACAAGAAGGCUAGGGAGGAGAACAAGAAGGCUAGGGAGGAGAACAAGAAGGCUAGGGAGGAGAACAAGAAGGCUAGGGAGGAGAACAAGAAGGCUAGGGAGGAGAACAAGAAGGCUAGGGAGGAGAACAAGAAGGCUAGGGAGGAGAACAAGAAGGCUAGGGAGGAGAACAAGAAGGCUAGGGAGGAGAAGAAGAAGGCUAGGGAGGAGAACAAGAAGGCUAGGGAGGAGAAGAAGAAGGCUAGGGAGGAGAACAAGAAGGCUAGGGAGGAGAAGAAGAAGGCUAGGGAGGAGAACAAGAAGGCUAGGGAGGAGAAGAAGAAGGCUAGGGAGGAGAACAAGAAGGCUAGGGAGGAGAACAAGAAGGCUAGGGAGGAGAACAAGAAGGCUAGGGAGGAGAACAAGAAGGCUAGGGAGGAGAACAAGAAGGCUAGGGAGGAGAACAAGAAGGCUAGGGAGGAGAACAAGAAGGCUAGGGAGGAGAAGAAGGAGAGAAGAAGGCUAGGGAGGAGAAGAAGAAGGCUAGGGAGGAGAACAAGAAGGCUAGGGAGGAGAACAAGAAGGCUAGGGAGGAGAACAAGAAGGCUAGGGAGGAGAACAAGAAGGCUAGGGAGGAGAACAAGAAGGCUAGGGAGGAGAACAAGAAGGCUAGGGAGGAGAACAAGAAGGCUAGGGAGGAGAACAAGAAGGCUAGGGAGGAGAAGAAGAAGGCUAGGGAGGAGAAGAAGAAGGCUAGGGAGGAGAAGAAGAAGGCUAGGGAGGAGAACAAGAAGGCUAGGGAGGAGAACAAGAAGGCUAGGGAGGAGAAGAAGAAGGCUAGGGAGGAGAACAAGAAGGCUAGGGAGGAGAACAAGAAGGCUAGGGAGGAGAACAAGAAGGCUAGGGAGGAGAACAAGAAGGCUAGGGAGGAGAACAAGAAGGCUAGGGAGGAGAAGAAGAAGGCUAGGGAGGAGAACAAGAAGGCUAGGGAGGAGAACAAGAAGGCUAGGGGAGGGGGAGAACAAGAAGGCUAGGGAGGAGAACAAGAAGGCUAGGGAGGAGAACAAGAAGGCUAGGGAGGAGAACAAGAAGGCUAGGGAGGAGAACAAGAAGGCUAGGGAGGAGAAGAAGAAGGCUAGGGAGGAGAAGAAGAAGGCUAGGGAGGAGAAGAAGAAGGCUAGGGAGGAGAACAAGAAGGCUAGGGAGGAGAACAAGAAGGCUAGGGAGGAGAACAAGAAGGCUAGGGAGGAGAAGAAGAAGGCUAGGGAGGAGAAGAAGAAGGCUAGGGAGGAGAAGAAGAAGGCUAGGGAGGAGAACAAGAAGGCUAGGGAGGAGAACAAGAAGGCUAGGGAGGAGAAGAAGAAGGCUAGGGAGGAGAACAAGAAGGCUAGGGAGGAGAACAAGAAGGCUAGGGAGGAGAACAAGAAGGCUAGGGAGGAGAAGAAGAAGGCUAGGGAGGAGAACAAGAAGGCUAGGGAGGAGAACAAGAAGGCUAGGGAGGAGAACAAGAAGGCUAGGGAGGAGAAGAAGAAGGCUAGGGAGGAGAACAAGAAGGCUAGGGAGGAGAACAAGAAGGCUAGGGAGGAGAACAAGAAGGCUAGGGAGGAGAACAAGAAGGCUAGGGAGGAGAAGAAGAGAAGAAGAAGAGAAGGCUAG